Messenger RNA from Fusarium subglutinans, 1071 nucleotides. Its product is annotated as HFM1-DNA RNA helicase. The record is from RefSeq and is a predicted model, not a curated record. The transcript has a single exon. The coding region runs from base 1 to 1071 and encodes 356 amino acids. Lineage: Eukaryota; Fungi; Ascomycota; Sordariomycetes; Hypocreales; Nectriaceae.
AUGGCAGAAGCACCGCAGGCGGCGUCGAGCACGCAAACUCUGGCUCCAGAAACUUCAAACGAAAUCCAAAAGCGUUACGAAAUUUCCGUCUCGACCUUCAAGAUCCUUUGCAAGAUUAAAAGCAAGCCAGAUGCUCGUGACAUUUUGAGGAAUGCAUGCUCUGCCACCGAGUUCAAGUCGUUCCCAAUGAAAAAGGAGGAGACCGCCUUCUUCAGAGCGAUCAAUGACAACACCGGAAUCCCCUAUCAAGUUAAGGAAUUCAUCUCCCAACCAUGGCACAAAGUAUAUCUCUUGGUUCAGAUUGAUCUGCUCAAGACUGGUUGGCCAAACAAACUAUCGGGGCCUUCGCGCAAAGAGCUGACGAAAGAGCUCGCCCGCAUGUACAAACUCCUCGACCAUGUGCUGAGGUGCCUAGUCGACAUCCUUGGAGAACGAGGCGAUGGAAAGGGAGUAUAUGUUGCUCUUGAAGUGCUGAGGUGUGUCAAAGCUGGAGUCUGGGAGGGGAGCGACAGUCAACUCCUCCAAAUCGAGGGCAUCGGCCAAGCAAAAAAGGACAAGCUCGUCAAGGCCAACAUCAAGAACAUAAAGCAGUUGGCUACAGUUGAAUUCUACAACAUUGAACGCAUUCUUAGUCGAAACCCACCCUUCGGUCAAACUAUCCUUCACAAAGUUGCUGGAUUCCCUCGUCUCACACUCGACUUUGAGAUCAUUGGUCCUUACAUCCCCGACUCGGCAACCAACUCGAACUCGUCAGCUCCACAUGAAGACAACCGGUCUGUAACAGACACGGCAAAACCCAGCCAACCUCUCUGGAUUGCUCGAGCUGUCCUUGGAUUCAACAAUGAGAAGCUACCUCACUGGAAGGGCCGCACACCCUGGCUCACAUUACUUGUCCAAGGGGACGACGGACGACUUGUUUGGUUCUGGCGAGGAAGUGCUAAAAAGCUGGUUGACAAGAAAGAGAUCAUCAUCGGGUUGGGCGCAAAGCGUGACGAGAAACUACAGGUUUCAUUUGCAUGCGAGGAGAUUGUUGGUACUUUGAUCAAAAAGGAUCUUCGAGUGCCAGUGUGA